UUUUUUUACUUGACCUGGCUGUCUGUAAAGGAUUUGUAGAAGAUCUAAAUGAAUCAUUUAAAGAUAAUCGAAAAGAUGACAUUUGGCUUGUUGAUUUUUAUGCCCCCUGGUGUGGCCACUGUAAAAAACUGGAACCGAUUUGGAAUGAAGUUGGACUUGAAAUGAAGAGCAUUGGCUCUCCAGUUAAAGUAGGAAAGAUGGAUGCUACUUCCUACUCCAGUAAGCAAGCGCACAGUUACAUACUUUGUUGUUCUAAUAAUGGAAAUAUUUUUUAUGACAUUCAGGGCAUUGCUUCAGAAUUUGGAGUUCGAGGUUAUCCAACAAUUAAGCUAUUAAAGGGGGACUUGGCAUAUAAUUACAGAGGACCUCGGACUAAAGAUGAUAUAAUUGAGUUUGCUCACAGAGUGUCUGGGGCUCUGAUUCGGCCACUUCCAAGUCAACAAAUGUUCGACCAUGUACGGAAGAGGCAUCGUGUAUUUUUUGUUUAUAUUGGUGGAGAAUCACCCUUGAAAGAGAAAUACAUAGAUGCUGCUUCAGAAUUAAUUGUGUAUACAUACUUCUUUUCUGCCUCAGAAGAUGUGGUUCCUGAGUAUGUGACACUGAAAGAGAUGCCCGCUGUGCUUGUUUUCAAAGAUGACACUUACUUUGUUUAUGAUGAAUAUGAAGAUGGUGAUCUGUCCUCAUGGAUUAGCAGGGAGAGGUUUCAGAACUACCUUACUUUGGAUGGCUUUCUUUUGUAUGAACUUGGAGACACAGGAAAGCUUGUGGCCAUUGCAGUUAUUGAUGAGAAGAACACAUCACUUGAACAUACCAGAUUAAAGUCAGUUAUUCAGGAAGUUGCUAGAGAUUUCAGAGACCACUUCCAUAGAGAUUUUCAGUUUGGUCAUAUGGAUGGAAAUGACUAUAUAAACACCUUGCUGAUGGAUGAAUUGACAGUCCCCACCAUAGUUGUACUGAAUACUUCAAAUCAACAGUACUUUUUGCUAGAUAGACACAUUAAGGAUGUCAGUGAUAUGGUCCAGUUUAUUAACAGCAUUUUGGAUGGUUCAGUACCAGCCCAAGGAGGUGAUGGUAUGUUGCAGAGAUUGAAAAGAAUAGUAUUUGAUGCCAAAUCUACAAUUGUGUCUAUAUUCAAAAGUUCCCCACUUAUGGGCUGCUUUCUCUUUGGCCUGCCACUUGGUGUCAUCAGCAUCAUGUGCUAUGGAAUCUACACAGCUGACACAGACGGAGGCUAUAUAGAAGAGCGAUAUGAAGUAUCCAAAAGCGAAAUGGAAAAUCAGGAGCAGAUAGAAGAGAGCAAAGCGCAGGAGUCCAUCAGUGAAGGAUCUCUGGUGCCUACUGUGCAAGAGCCCAAGGAUGUAUUAGAAAAGAAGAAAGACUGAAACUUCACAGGGGAAAAAAAUAUUUGAUAGGAUUUCAGAUUAUUAAAGAGUAUUUAUUGAAUUUAGAGAUUUAAUCAUGAUCUAUUUACAGAAGAGAACAUGUUAUUUGUAUUUUGCUAAUAACAACUGCAUGAAAUAAAGUAAUCCUCCCAUAAGUGGGAAGAUAUUGGAGCAGAGAGACAAGUUUGUCCAAAACAAAGCCAGGUGAUUUCAUCAUUUACCUUGCAGAUGCCCAUUCUGUGCACACUCCUCUGUGUGCAUGUCCUGUGACAAAGUUCAAAACUUGACAGAAUAUUAACUUGACUAUUGCAGUGGAAGAUACGUGGUUUUGCAGAGAGAAAUAGUACUUUUACCUACUAUAUCAAUUCUCAUAUUUUGGAUAAAAUUUAUAUAAACAAAUUAAGUCUUUAAAAUUUAGAUGUUUUAAGAGAAACUAGUAGCUUUUUCCAUGUAUAAAAUUUAAGAUUCUGAGUUUAAAAAUAGUGUGGUUUUUAUAUAGCAUAGUGAUUUUAUUUUACUAGCUGUUUUUAAAGGAGAAAUGUUACUUUUUUACUUAUAUUCAGUUGCAUUAUUAUGAUGUUGGCUGUGGUCUCAUGAAUUGGGACAAGAAUCUUAUAAUUGACCUUUGCAAAAUGACCAGGGUAUGCAGGGAGUGGUGACGUUGGCCCCUGCCUUGUGCUGCUCAGCGGGGCACACUGGCCAUCACUGCAGGAAGGACAGGCCCUCUUAGUACACCUCACUUUCAGCCAAAGCAGCCUAAUAUUUUGUUCUGUUUUAUUUUUAUUUUAUAGUUUGAAAUUACUUCUAAAAUUUCUAUUAGUUAAGCAUGUUUUCAGAAGUAACAUAAAUCAUGUUUUUAUGAAAUGUAAACUAAUAAUUUAAAAUGUACUCCCACACCUAUAGUGUGGGAGGACUUGUCCGUGAUAAUAAGCUCGUUAAACUUGGAUGUCAUGAACAAAGGGAGAGAUCCAAGUUCCCUUCUCUAGCCUCUCAUUGUUGCCUCCAUGACAGUCAUGACCUCUCAUCUUUCAUCAUAAUGCAGUCGUGUCUAAGAGUGGGUAUUUUGUGAUAACAUGUUUACUACACAUUAGUUAAUUCUGAGGCCUUCAUUUUAGCUAAUUUCGGAAUUUUUAUUAGAUAGUAUUUAGGUGACUGUUUGUUGAGUAGUGUAUGGGUUUAUUGAAAGGAUUUGCUGAGCAUUUGCAAAUGUGGUUUGCAGUUCUUACACUUAUGUUACUUAGGGCUUCUGCUUUGAUUACCAGGGGAGCUUCUGGUUUCUGACCCAAUAUUAAUCAGCACUGAACUGAAACUGUGUUUGUUGAGCCAGGGAAUUGUUAUUCAUAGUUUGUGUCCAGGUGUUCUUUUCAUAGUUAAAAACAUCAUAUUUAAAACAUCCAUUUUUAAUACUUAACCACCCAUCAUUAACUUUUUUGAUAAUGGUAUAAAUAUACAGUCACGGGGAAUUUCAUAAAAUAAAAGAAUAUUUUCAAAUGGAAACUGAAGAUAAACACUGUUACUUGUUGCUGUGACAGGCAAACUCCUCCAAAAAAUAAAGAAGACUCUUUGGAAAGGUUCAUGAUAGUUGUCACAAUGGUCAAGUUUUUUUGCAGGAGGAAAGACCUGAACUGCAUAUAGAUGACUCCUUUAUGAUAUUUUAUGGUAAGGAGAGAGACAUGAUGAAAUAGGAAGUACCACUAUCAUCACUAUCAAAUGUUAUGUGUAUUUUGUCUUAUCAAUCGUAAGCUGUAAAUAAAUUCUAAGUAGGCAAAAAGAAAAAGCACGGUAAACAGAAGCGCAGAGGUAGUUUUUUGUAUUUUGUUUUCUGUUUUUGUUCAUUUGUUUAUUUGCAAUACUUUCCUUUAUGAAUCAGUGCUUUGGUUCUCUGUUGUGAAACAACUUUAUACUGAUCCUCAUUCUGUUUGUACUUGUAAAAUGUGUUCAUUGAGGAAAAAAACCCAAAAUCUAUAAGUGGUUUGUAAGUGAAUGUUUUAUUUCUUUUUGUAUUAAACUUCUACUUUUUGCUUAUUCUUGAGGAUAUUUUUGUCUGCAUUGUCAGGUUGGUCACAUAACAAAGUUUAAAGUUUGUUUACUCGUAUGCUUUUUAAUGUGUUACCAUUCUAAAUACUGUUUGCUUAUUAGGAGAACAUUAGAAUCGAGGCAGCUCUCUUCAUAAUCUAGGAAAAGAUUGAUCCUCUAAGUCAGUGGUAAGUCCCAUGGUUAAAUACCCACAACAGAAUCCUUUCAGGAAAUUGGAAUUCCACCUUUUCUUUGAUGUGUAAAGUUCUGAUUUCUGAAAUUCAAAAACAUAGCUCUUUGGUGCUCAAACAACAUUUUAAGAGUAUUCUAGAGAAUGUGCAUACGUAGUCCAGCACCCUCACCAUCUCUGUCUGAAAUCCUUCUCUGUUGUGUACAUCAAUAUUUUUGUACCUUCUAGUGUUUGAAACUUGUUUGAGAUUUAUUAGAUGUAUAGCUUUUGUUUUCUUCCUCACUUUAAAGGACUUCUGGAACCUGGUUUAGAAAUGCCAAUUGAGUAAAGGUGAUGGAAAAUGACUCUUGAAGAACUUGAGCAAUUGUGUCUGUUGUUUAUGUUUAGUCAGUUUUAUUGUCCGUGAUAUUUCUAAUAUUUUGAGUUGGUAGCUCUUGAUUUUAAAAUAUUUUCAUCAGUGUUUACUGAUGAAAUCGACAGGGGGAGAAAUGACUCAGCCAUUCUUAUGCAGAAAUUGUUAAGCCAGUGUGAGAUAUAAUAUUUAAGUGGAGGGACUGAGUUUGCCAUUUUAUUUUUACAAAUAUAUUUUUUUCUGAAUGUUUCUGAGUCCCAAGAAUGAACAAAAUAAUCGUAAUAAUUUUCUAGUUUGGAAUUAGCUAUAAAGGUUUUUGAAAGUCUCUAUUAAUACUAACUUGUUGAAUUGUGAUACUCUGCCUUAUGGCAUCAAUUACAAACCUUUGUUUUUCUAAAAUAAAGUAAUUAAAAAUAUGAUUGCUUAA
Messenger RNA from Cricetulus griseus (Chinese hamster), 4367 nucleotides. The record is from RefSeq and is a predicted model, not a curated record. Lineage: Eukaryota; Metazoa; Chordata; Mammalia; Rodentia; Cricetidae.